This is a messenger RNA of Cornus florida, 1793 nucleotides long. Its product is annotated as F-box/kelch-repeat protein At3g06240-like. The transcript is spliced from 3 exons. Lineage: Eukaryota; Viridiplantae; Streptophyta; Magnoliopsida; Cornales; Cornaceae. Gene Ontology annotation, molecular function: protein binding. The record is from RefSeq and is a predicted model, not a curated record. Bases 256 to 1524 code for a protein of 422 amino acids.
CUUAUUAUGUCUUUGGUAAUUUGCCACCUGACAGCGAGAUAAAAGUAGUUACCAUUUUUUUUUUCAAAUAAACCUGAUUUAAAAAAAAAAAGAAAAAGAAAAAGAAAAAGUCGACAUCAUCCUCAUCUUAAAACUUAAAAACCCUUCUCCAAAACCGCCGUCACUGGACUGAGUGAGGGUGUAAGUGCACUGGACAGAGUGAGUCUGUCAAACUGUGCCCUAACUGCCGACCCGAAUCACUCUGUGAAGGUGGCGAUGUCAAACGGCGCGAUCCUUCUCGACGAGCUCAUGAUUGACAUACUGUCUCGACUCCCCGCGAAGUCUCUCUGCCGAUUCAAAUGCGUAUCGAAGUCAUGGUUUGCCCUAAUCUCAAGCCCUCAUUUCGCCAAAACACACCUCAAUCGGAGCAACAACAACAAAUGCGAGAAAGUCUUACUAAGUUCUGAUUCACUUGACUCACUUUACUCCAUUGACUGCACUGAAACAUCCAUUAACGAUGAUGUGAUUGCAACCAAGCUUGAUUUCCCCAAGAUCGAACACCCAGACUUGUUGAACUAUAUCUUGGCUUCUUGCAACGGUUUGGUUCUAGUUAGCGACGAAGACUACACCAAGUUUUUGUUGAAUCCAUCAACUGGAGAGUCAAAGAAAUUACCCAACUUCCUUUUUGUUGUCGAUUCAUCUCCUUUGUGCUGCAUGUAUGGAAUUGGGUACGAUUCAGCUGCAGAUAAUUACAAGGUUGUAGCAGUUUCCUACUAUGCUAAAAAUUCUGAUAAUGAUGAUGAUUAUGAUUAUGAUUAUGAUGAUGAUGAUAUUGAUGAUUGUGAUGAUGAUUAUGAUUAUGGUGGUGAUGAUGAUGAUUAUAUUGAUAAUUGUGAUGAUGAUUAUGAUUAUGGUGAAAAUGAAUCACAUUUGUCUUUCCCAAAAACAGUAAAGCCUAUUGUUCUGAUACAUUUGAGGACUCAAGAUUUUCCUUACAAUAAUUCCCCUCUCAUGCCUCACUCAGCUGUUUUUGUGAAUGGGUCUAUACAUUGGCUAACUUUUAAGUGUUCAGAUAAGUCACUUGUGAUUGCUGCUUUUGAUGUAUCAGAAGAAAAAUUUCGAGAUAUUUUGGCACCGAGCUCAUUUGAAGAGUGUAAUAUAUCUAGUGAUUUGGGGGUUCUUGGAGGGUGUCUCUGUAAGCUUGUAUGUGAUAGUGAUAGCCAGGCUGAUCUUUGGGUGAUGAAGGAGUACGGGGUGACCGAGUCUUGGACCAAAUUUACAAUCUCUUUACCUACGUACAAUGUGGAACCCUUGUGUUUACUGCCAGAUAGGGAAGUUCUGUUGGAAAUGGAUGGGGACAAAUUAGUUGCAUACAACGCAAAAGAGAAGAGAUUGAGGUACAUAAUGGUGCAUGGCAUGCCAACUACGUUUGAUGCAGUAAUGUCAUAUGUGGAGAGCAUUGUCUCACCCUAUUACCACUGGAUUGAGAGAAAAUUUAAAAAGGGUGAAAACUCAAGAGGGUCAUCAACCAUACAGGCAACCUAAGAUAGCUUUAAGUCUGCCUAAUGGGGAAAGAUGGUCUUUAUCAAGUUGGAUGUUGGAGACUCCUCAAGACUGCAUAGUUAGACUGUUAAUGUGGCUCAGAUUGAUAGCGAAAACAUGCCUACUCACUAGUGUAGCUAUCCUUUGUCAUUCUCUUGUUCAUUUCCCUUUGAAGACUGACUAGUAUCCUCUUCUCUGUAUAUUGUUUGAUUAUAUUUAUGGUUUUAUUUUCCCUGCAUUUUGAAAAAAGAAGAUGAUGUUCAAAAAUUGGA